UGAAGCCCAAUUGAUGAAUUGGCGAGGCCCAUAUACGAAUGUGGGCCUAUAAAUAUAACCCUAAUCAAAUCCACACUUUCCGCUGCUUUCUUCUUCUUCUUCUUCAACUGAAAAUUCCCGCUAUUUGAGAAAAACGCAGAACAAGAAUAAGCUUCUCCAUCAUCCAUCUUACUGUUGAAGUUCCAGUUCCACACACUCGUCUUUACAAUCACCAACGCAUUCAACUUCAAUGCACUGAUAAUCCAUACAUAACCAGCAAUGGAAGCUAACCGAAGACGAGUGUUCACACGCAGAAAGCCUCUCUCCGAUUGCACCAACACUCAGUCUUCUCCCUCCUCUGUUCCUCUCAAAACUUCCAAAUCCAAACCUUCUUCUUCUUCUUCGGCAAUCAAUAAAGCUCCCACUAAAUGCACAUCUGCUACGGCGAAUCUCGGUAAUGCCCCAAACCCUAGUUCCCCUUCACCGCCCAAUCUUUCCACGCCUUCGGUCAAAACACCUCCUUCCUUCGCUCUUCCAAACAGAUCCUUAAUCAGUGUGUUAUUCCCUCGUUUUUUUAUUUCAGGGAUUGUUGAUGUUAAAGCUUCUCCGCCUAUUUCAGUAGUCUUCAGCCGAAGACAUUGUUCGAAGAAAAGAAGGAAGGAUAAAGGGAAGGAAGUGGGUGUUCCUGUUAGUAGCUCACCCAUUUUAAAUAUCUCUAAUAAUAGGGAGACAAGUGAUGGAUUUGAAAGUGAGAACUUACCCAAGGCCAAGGCAUUGACAGUUCCUUGUGCGAAGAAACAACGUGCUAUGUCAUCUGAAGAUGUGUUCAAUGAUCCCUUCAAGGAUCCCCAGGUGCAAGAUUUUAUUGAAGAACAGAAACCCUACUUUAAAAUGAUUGAUGAAUUUGAACUGUUAGAGGAGGAGGUUGAAUCUAGUGAUGAGUUAGAUUAAGUGGAAGAGAUGUAAUAUAGCUGUAAAUAGCAGCUUGAAACUUCUUAGUUUUGGUAGAUUGUAUAGUUGUGAUGUAAUAGUUUUCACAAUAAAGGAAAUAUCUCAGUGCCAUCUUUCUGAUCAAGGUUAAAAAUGCUAGUUCUUAAAAAUCUUUUGUAAUAUGCUAAUGGGAAUAAUCAAGGUUAAAAUUGUUUAGCCUUAACACAUUAAUUGUCCUUGGAGAUUCUUUCUUAUCCCUCGUAA
This is a messenger RNA of Abrus precatorius (Indian licorice), 1173 nucleotides long. RefSeq lists its product as uncharacterized. NCBI's taxonomy places the organism in Eukaryota, Viridiplantae, Streptophyta, Magnoliopsida, Fabales, Fabaceae. The record is from RefSeq and is a predicted model, not a curated record. Bases 259 to 930 code for a protein of 223 amino acids. The transcript is spliced from 4 exons.